UUCGGUGACUUUCGUAAUAGUCCUAACCACCCGCCCGCCCGCGUUGUAAACGAAGGUAAGGCCGGACCAGAACCUAAAGAUUAACUUGUAGUGGCCUAAAUAAUAUCGAUUGAGAUGUCUUUUGGCUGUUUAUUUGUUUCGACGACUUGUAUAUUUCAUAGUAGCUGUCAAAUACUGCCAGUUUUUAGGUAGUCACGUGACCGGCCAAGACCAGGGCUUUCUCGUGCCUCGCCUCGUCCUCAUAAGAAAGCCCUGGGAACGAGGUUGGACUUGUUGAGAUCAAAAUCUUGAUUAAUCUUUUUUUUAUAUAUCAAUCGCAUUUCUUUUCAACAUGGCGGUCAUGCCAAGUGAUAGCUCCGAUAAAAAUAUAUUAAACCAGCUCCAAAAUAAUUUCUUUAACGUUCAAGACAAGUACAAGGUGCUUGUUGAAUAUGACAGUAGCAAUGACAGAGUGAAAUGGAACGGUAACUUUGAGAUUUUGAAAACUUUUGUGGCCGAUUUGUUUGGCGAACAAAGCAAGUGGAUUUCUCCUGGCGGGCGAGCAAAAUCCUUUCGCAGUAGCCAAGUCUCAAUUACCUGGUACCCUCUCAAAAAGUCACUUGUGUUUCAAGGACAAGCUGGUAUUAAAUUGAAAGAUUUGAUUAUCGGUUUGGCUGGCUCAAAUAUGGCGAAAGACUGCGAAAAUAUUACUCUGAGUAGCGUUAUAGAUCAAGAAAAUUUUGACCAGCUAGCAAGAAACGUUACUAACAUUGAGUUGUCCGUCAAACAGAUUGGUGUUGCAAUGAAGAAACUCGAUAAAGAUUUCCAGCUGAUGGCAAACUAUAUAAAAGAUCGCGACAGGAACCAUAGAGACACGACUCGUGAUAUUGGUGUUCAAACAGACUUUAACUUGGUAAGUGAAAUGCGUGCCCAAAGCCAAACGGUUUGUUCUGUCUCGCAUAGCGAACUCUCAACAGAAUUAGAGGGAGCCAAGCUAGACAUUGUUUUGAUGGAGUCUAAAAUUGUUUGUGGUCUUCUAACAAAUACCAAAAAAAAUGGAACAAAUUCGUGUUGAAUUAGUUGAUCAAAACAAGGCUUUAAGCAGCAAGGUAGAAGCUUUAGAACUAGACUUAAAAACCUGUAAAUUAAACCUACACGAAUUGGAACAAAGGAACACAAUUAAUUACUCGAAUCAACAAUGUGGCUCAAUUACACCUAUGGGAGAUCGGUCGAUUAAUUCCCAAAUAGCGCCUAACAAUAACACCAAGGUCGAGGCAAAGAUAAAUUAUGCAAAUUCCCACACUUUCAACCAAAGAAAAGAAAUAAAUCAGGAAACUAAAAGAAAUAACUGUGAGCUGUCUCUUGAUCAAUCCUGUAUUGUGGUUAAGGAUCAAAGUACUGACAUUAAUCUAAGCAGGAGUCAACAUGUAUCUAAGCAAAAUGAGGAUAGAUGCGGCCUCCCAACUAUUAUUUUUAACACGCUCCAUCAAAUACCACAGCACGAUCUUACAAAUCAGUAUUCCAUCCCGACGCGUAUUACAAGUAGGGAAAAAAUACAAUCACUGAACCCAAAUUGGCAACAGGAUAAACAUUCCUCAAAAACCUGCCAAGCUAAGGAGGUUUUUCGGAAGAGUCGGAGGGGCAAGCGAAAAGACAAAAUGUUGUUCUUCCAAUAUUAUUAUUAGAUGCCACUAUGGAAAAAGAAACGAUCAUGGGUCAAACCAUUCCUGUAAGAAUAACAACUCAUAACUACAAUUGCACGAGGUUUCGGAAUAAAUAUAAAACGUCCGAUUUUAACUUGGUUAAAAUUCCACUAGAUGAAGCUGUUAAAUUUGAGCAUGUCCCAAAAAUAAUGCUGUCCAAUGUCAUGUCACUCGUUCCAAAAGUUGACGAAGUUCGCGAAUUUAUUCACCGGAAUCAAAUCAGCCUGGUAUUUAUCACAGACACCUGGCUUAAAGCUUCUAUUCCUGACAGCGUGGUGAACAUUCCCGGUUUUUCAAUAAUACGUAGGGACCGAAUUAACAAAUCCCAUGGUGGGGUUUGUGCAUACGUUAAUAACCGAGAUGUUAAUUAUAAACAGAUUUUAGAGUUAUCUUGCUGCCAGGAGCACGAAAUCCUAUGGCUGCACCUUAGACCUACUCGUAUUCCACGCAAGUUCUCAUGUAUUAUCGUAGCUAUAGUAUACCACCCCCCUGGAGCAGAUGAUUAUUCUAUGAGAGACCAUUUAUUCCAGUCAUUAAAAAAGGCAGAGUCAAAAUUUCUUAACUGCGCACUUAUUGUUGCAGGUGACUUUAAUCGUCUUAAUGUUAACAGAAUCAAACAUCAUUUUCAACUGAAACAGAUAGUUCAGACUCCUACCCGCAGAAAUGCGAUUCUCGACAUCAUCUUAACUAAUCUGCACGAGUAUUAUGAAAAACCUCUAAUAAUGCCCCCUUUUGGACUAUCCGACCACAAUACUAUCAUUUCAUCUCCAAAGGAAAGAGCUAAAGAUCUAAUCUCUAAUGGCACCACCUUUAAGCGUAAUAUUAAUCCAAGUUCCAAACGAGCCCUGGGAAGAUAUCUAAACUCGAUUGAUUGGCCUUAAAUUAUUCCAUCUACUAAUGAUUGUGAUCAGUUAUCGAACAUGUUUCAAAACAUAGUCCUUACUGGGGUUAAUAUAUUAAUGCCGAUGACACGAUCAAAGAAAUGUCCUGUCGAUGCCCCCUGGAUAACAAACCAUUUCAAAUCGCUGAUCAUUGAAAGGCAGAAAGCUUUUUCUACCUAUGGCCCUGACUCGAGCAGUUUUAAAUCUCUUCGAAACCAAGUAAAUCGAGAAAGGAAAAUCUGUAAAUCAAACUAUUAUAAACUCCGUGUACAUCAAAUGAAACAAACAGACUCCAAGGAAUGGUGGAAAGAAGUAAAGCGUUUAAGUGGAAUGGCAUCUACUAGAUCUAGUGAUAUUAGAAAUAUAAUAGAUAUUGAAAACCUCGAACAAUUAUCUGAGCAAGAAUUAGCUAACAAGAUCAAUGAAGCUUUCUUGGAUCCCUUAUCUGUAUAUAAACUGCCCAGCCCCCUUCUUCCUUUCGAGCUAGAAGUUAACAACCCUGAGUUUUUAG
Molecule: messenger RNA, 3074 nt
Organism: Paramuricea clavata
Lineage: Eukaryota; Metazoa; Cnidaria; Anthozoa; Malacalcyonacea; Plexauridae
Source: the annotation of a GenBank genome assembly